Molecule: messenger RNA, 333 nt
Organism: Prunus armeniaca (apricot)
Lineage: Eukaryota; Viridiplantae; Streptophyta; Magnoliopsida; Rosales; Rosaceae
Source: the annotation of a GenBank genome assembly
AUGGAUCCCAUCAAUGGGAUUACACAGGGGCUUACCAGAUCUCUUGUGAUUUCAAAUGUGGAGGCUAUCGAAGUUGUUGGUCUUGAUGAUCUCGAUGGCCUAAAAGCAACUCGCUUUCUCUUGGUGGGGCGAUUGCUGACAACUAAAGACUAUUACAAGGAUUCCUUAGUGGGCACGCUGAAGCAUAUUUGGCAUACACGGGAGGACUUCUAUUCUAUUACUUUGGAGGAUUCUAAACGUCUUCUAUUUUCUUUCAAGAGUGAUCUUGAUCAUAAAAGGGUGAUGAGGGGAUCACCAUGGACUUUUGAUAAGGCUUUUAUUGUUGGCAACUAA